This is a messenger RNA of Apis florea (little honeybee), 844 nucleotides long. RefSeq lists its product as uncharacterized. Lineage: Eukaryota; Metazoa; Arthropoda; Insecta; Hymenoptera; Apidae. The record is from RefSeq and is a predicted model, not a curated record.
UGUAUUUCAAUGAUAAUACAACACGUAGAAUAAAAUAGUUUAUUGUAAUUCACAGAAGAAAAAAAAAAAAACAAGACAUUUUCACGAUGCCUGAAAACUCACUGUUCUGUAUCAGGUUAACAAUAGCUGUGUGAUUACACUCUUUUUCCUGUUCGGGAUCAACGGAAACGCGCGCGCGAGACGCGCGCGUUUGUGUAUCAUGAACGUAGAACGUCGAGUGGGAACGAGAAGGAGAGAGUCGAGUCAGAGUCGAGUUCUCGCGCGAAGGAAUCGACCGAUUGCGACAACGAUGCCAAAAUUACUGGGAUCGAGUCGCUCGUGUCGCUGGACGAGGUACAGUGUUGUCACGCUUCGCCCGACGUUUCGGAUACGAAGAAAAACGGGGAAGGGGGGGCUAAGUUUUUCAGAGAGAAGCGAAUGCUCGGAGAGAGGCAGAGCCGAUGGCUCGACGCGACCCACGCCGACUCAGAGAUCGUGCCUCGUGAAAUACAGAGACGCGGCGAGGAAAAGCGCGGAAAGUUCCACCACGAUCCAAUCCUCGGUUUCGAACGUUGACCGUGCCACGGUGGUUGUUAUCGACGAAUCGGACCGUAAAGCCGCGUCGAACGAUCAUCCUGAUCACUGCGACGACCACCAUGUGAACCACAACAACAAGGACGCGGAGAAUGAGAACGACAAUGACAACAACAUUCAUCGACAAGAUUGGUUGGAAGCCGGUGUUCACUAUUCGUCCACGCAGAUUAGAUUGUCCGGGGAAGAUGGCGACGUCAUCGAUGGAAAUCGAGUCAAUGGAUUCGAUCGUUGCGAAAACGAGAAAUUCGGGGACUUUAAUGUUCCAAGGUAG